AUGGACAAUGCUCAUGUGCCGACGCAGGAACAAAUAAACAACCCGGAAGGUCUUCAGACAGGGCCGAAGUCUCCCAGCGCGGACGGUAACGAACCUGAGCACACGAACCCAAACUCGUCAGAAGUCCAACUCCCAGAUUUACUCCAUUCGGAUUUGAGCUCCAAUCGCGGUGAAAAGGAAAUCUACAAAGACGGCAGCGUAGAUGUAGAACAGGCAGAUAUCAUUCGAUAUCUUCGACUUGUGAUUGAAGAAAACCAGCUUCUUCAUCAAGCCGCCCAAGCAAUCGAGCCUGGCGUGCCCGCUCAUGAAGUUAAUGAAAUAGCCAUGAAAAUCCGGGCCGAGCUACAACUAGGACAAGAUAAUUCACCCUACGCUGAGGUAAAGAUACAUUGGCCAACGAACAAGUUUCAAAUUUUUAGGAAAACAUUUAGCAAAGUCUUGAUUUCUGUUGACAGGUCCGCGCUUGCGUUGACGCCUGCGAUGACCCCACAACACCCGAUGUGGACACUUGGAUUGAUAUUGGUCAUUCUAGGAACUGGUCUCAAUCAGUUCUUCGCGCCCAGACUACCAGGAAUAUAUCUGUCUGUCACCUUUGCGCAGAUGGUUGCUUUCCCUCUAGGAUGCUUGAUGGCUAGAAUCCUGCCAACCCGAGUCUUUGGUUUUGGAAAAUAUUCCUUCACUUUGAAUCCUGGCCCCUUCAACAAAAACCGCGUCUUUUACUUUCAGAUGGCCAAUGCCUCUUGGGGAGGAGCAUACGCAUCGGAUAUGAUUGCGGUACUCAGGGUCAAGGAGUUCUACAACAAUGAUGCUUUGGCUGGAACCUUUGGAUUUCAGCUGACUUUGAUUCUCAGUACACAACUGAUGGGCUAUUCAAUCGCCGGAUUAACCAGAAGUGUACCCGCGAGAGAUGGUGAGCUACCCAUUGUCUAUCAUGGCGUCCUUGAAGAUCUGUUUCUGAACCCAUUCUUUGUGAUCAAGGUUUGGUGGGAUAUGCUUUUGGAAAUCACAGUUUUGCGUGCCUUGCAUGCUAAAGAUGAUAAUCUACCUGUCCACGGUUGGAAAAUCUCGCGAAUGAAUUUUUUCUUCGCAUAUCAUAUAUGGGAUUUUCUAUCCUACUUCAAUUGGACUACAUGGAUCGCCCCCAACAAUGUUAAGCUCGCCAUCAUCACAGGGACUGUCAGCGGUUUGGGUCUUAAUCCGUUCCCAACUCUGGACUGGAAUUUCAUGUACACCGAUCCAAUAGUCACUCCUCUGUGGUCCAUUUUGAAUUCCUAUGGUGGCAUGUUGAUUGGCUUUGUGAUCAUCUGUGUUAUAUACUUCAAAAACAUGAUGUUCACGGCGUACUUGCCUGUUAACAGUAACGCAGCUGAAAUAACUUUUAUAUCUAUCUUUACAACUCCAUCAGGUGUUUUCGAUCGAAUGGGAAAACGCUACAAUGCAAGCCGAGUUCUUAAUGAACAUGGUGUUCUGGACGAGGCUCAGUAUCAAGCCUAUUCUCCACCAUUCAUGUCUGCAUCUCACUCCGUCCUCUACUUUGGCUUCAUGGCUCUCUACUCUAGCACAUUAGUGCACGCGGCUCUUCACUAUCGUAAAUAUUUCAUGAGAGGAUACUACUACUUUGUCUCCUCGUGGAAAGCCAGUCGACUUUUCAAGAAAUUUCGUCCAACGGAAAGCCCUACGCAAAAAUCGGAAAAAGAAAGACUGAUGGAAAACACUCAGGAUGACAUUCACUAUAGACUCAUGAAGGCUUAUCCAGAAGUUCCCGAAUGGUGGUUCAUGCUUAUUGGCGUGAUUGCGGUCACGCUCGCAGUCUUGAUGAUUGAAUAUUACAAAACGGAUAUGCCGAUCUGGGGAAUUGUAUUUGCCUACGCGAUAGCUUUACUACUUAUUAUUCCUAGCGGCAUCAUGGAAGCGGUGGCCUCUACUUCUGCUCCUCUUAACGUCAGAAUCCCAGUCUUAUCCGAACUUAUUGGGGGUUAUGCUCUGGCUGGACGACCCAUCGCAAACAUGCUUUUCAAGUCAUAUGGAUUUGUCACCAUGUCGCAAGCUCUUAGCUAUGCUUCAGACAUGAAACUUGCUCAUUAUGUCAAAAUCCCACCAAAGGCCCUCUUCGCAGGCCAAACUGCUGCCACUGUGUUGUCUGCUUUCGUUUCCAUGGCUGUACUCGACUGGCAAAUUGCACAGUUUCCCGAUCUCUGUUCACCAACGCAGCGACUCCAUUUCACAUGUCCAACUUACGGAAGCUACUUUACAGCAUCUGUUCUUUGGGGUUUAGUUGCUCCAGCUAGAAUGUUCUCCAACUCAGGAGCAUUAUACAAAUUCUGUAUGUAUGGAUUCUUGAUCGGAGCCAUUGCUCCUUUUAUCCCUUGGGCUUUAUCUAAAAAAUACCCUCGUGCUGGAUGGAAAUUUGUACAUACACCUGUCAUCAUUUCUGGACUUUUAGCUUAUGCUCCUUUAAGUAUUGCAUAUUACACUCCUGCUAUUCCACUAGCUAUUUUCUUCCAACACUUUGUAAAACGACGUUACACAGCUUGGUAUGAAAAAUACGCUCUUACACUUACAGCAGGAAUAGGUGGAGGGAUUGCAAUCUUUGGUUUGAUUUACUUUUUUGCAUUUCAAAUGAAUGGGAAAGAUUAUGAUUGGCCAAAAUACCUACUGAUCCGAUUUCUCAAUCCACAGGUAGGGAAUACGAUCUAUUCAGCGGGUUGUGAUGGUCAAGAAUGUACUUUGAAAGAGGUACCACAAGACGGGUUUGGACCGACUACUUGGAGUUAA
Molecule: messenger RNA, 2775 nt
Organism: Melampsora larici-populina 98AG31
Lineage: Eukaryota; Fungi; Basidiomycota; Pucciniomycetes; Pucciniales; Melampsoraceae
Product: putative oligopeptide transporter
Exons: 31
Coding region: 1-2775 (924 amino acids)
Biological process (GO): transmembrane transport
Molecular function (GO): oligopeptide transmembrane transporter activity
Source: RefSeq, a predicted model, not a curated record